CCCGCUCUGAGGACCAGCAGUGGUGCGGAGGGGCGUGCAGCGGGGAUGGGGUGGCGUGGAGCCCGGCAAUAACCCGCAGCUGGGAGUGCGGCCCGGGCCAUGGAGAUCGAGAACAUCGUAGCCAACACGGUGCUGCUGAAAGCCCGGGAAGGCAAACGGAAUGGGCGCAGUAAAAAGUGGAGGGAGAUGCUGAAGUUGCCACCCAUCAGUUAUUGUGAAGGCCUCAGAUGUUCAAUUGAAAAGGACUAUAACCAGCUCUGUGACAAGCAGCCGAUAGGGAAACUUCUCUUCAGGCAGUUCUGUGACACUAAGCCAGAUUUGAAGAGGUGCAUUGAAUUCCUGGAUGCAGUGGCAGAGUAUGAAGUGUCUUCAGAUGAAAAGCGUAAAGACUGUGGCCUGGAAGUUCUAGCGAAAUAUUUCACCAAUGGGUCUGCAGCCCAUUUGCCAGAAAUACCUCAAGAUACAGUGGAUGAAUGCAAGGCAAGGUUGGAGAAGAAUCCUUCCAAAGAACUCUUUAAGGACUGCACAAGAGUUAUUCAUGAUUAUUUAAGUGGAAGACCAUUUGAGGCUUAUCAAGAAAGCACGCAUUUCUCACGGUUUUUACAAUGGAAAUGGUUAGAAAGGCAACCAGUAACCAAGCACACGUUUAGGCAUUACCGAGUACUAGGCAAAGGUGGAUUUGGAGAGGUAUGUGCCUGUCAAGUGCGGGCAACAGGAAAAAUGUACGCUUGUAAAAAGCUAGAAAAGAAAAGAAUAAAGAAGAGAAAAGGAGAAUCAAUGGCUUUAAAUGAAAAGAGAAUUUUAGAAAAAGUGAAUAGUAGAUUUGUAGUUAGUUUAUGCUACACCUAUGAGACUAAAGAUGCUCUAUGUUUAGUAUUAACCAUUAUGAAUGGAGGAGAUUUGAAGUUUCAUAUAUACAACAUGGGAGAUCCUGGCUUUGAUGAAAAAAGAGCUGUUUUUUAUGCUGCAGAGCUAUGCUGUGGCCUGGAGGAUUUGCAGAGAGAGAGAAUUGUUUACAGAGACUUGAAGCCUGAAAACAUCCUUCUUGAUGACUGUGGACACAUCAGAAUUUCAGACCUUGGAUUAGCAGUACAAAUCCCAGAAGGAGAAACAGUCAAAGGGCGAGUUGGAACUGUUGGAUACAUGGCUCCAGAAGUCAUCAACAAUCAAAGCUAUACAUUCAGUCCUGAUUGGUGGGGUCUUGGCUGCCUAAUUUAUGAAAUGAUUGAAGGACAAUCUCCAUUCAGGAAGCGCAAGGAAAAAAUCAAACGGGAGGAGAUAGAACGAAGAGUAAAAGAAGAGCAGGAGGUGUAUUCAGACAAGUUUUCAGAGGAGGCAAAAUCUAUCUGCAGGAUGUUAUUUACCAAGGAUCCAAAGCAAAGAUUGGGCUGUGGUGUCGAUGGAGCUGCUUCUGUAAAACAGCAUCCCAUUUUCAAUGAUAUUAACUUCAAGAGACUGGAAGCAAACAUGUUAGAUCCACCUUUUUUGCCAGAUCCACGUGCAGUGUAUUGUAAGGAUGUCUUGGAUAUAGAACAGUUCUCCACAGUAAAAGGAGUGAACCUGGAUACUGCAGAUGAUGACUUCUAUUCCAGAUUUGUUACUGGUUGUGUUUCAAUCCCUUGGCAAAAUGAGAUGAUUGAAACAGAAUGUUUUGAAGAUAUCAAUGCAUAUGAAAUGGAUAGCACCUUGACACCAGAUGUGGACAUGAGCAAACAUACUCCUAGACCAAAGAAAGGCUUCUUUCACAGACUGUUCAGAAGAAUGGUCUGCUUUAAAUCGAGUUACAGUGAUAAUGAAGAGGAGUCCUCUAGACUUUGAAUUAACUUUACUGUCACCAAAAACAAAGGAUGACUGAGCUUCAAAUGUUUUAUAUCUCUGGAGCAGAGUAUAUUAUAACUUUUAUAAAAAUUAGCUAUGUUUUUGUACAUUUGUAUUUCAGUUAAGAUGUAUAUUUUCCCGGUUUUUUUUUUUUUAAUUGUACAGAAAGCCAUGAGUACCACUUAAAAGUGUGUGUGCAUGUGUAAAAUAAUUACAUUUGUAAUUCUAAUGAGUCUAAAAAUAUUGAAAGGGUUUUUAGAGCACAGCUAAUAUCUGUGCCUAGAGAUAUUUGGUUUUCUUCCUAACAACUCAACUUGGAGGCUCUGUUUCUUAUUCAGAGGAGCUGUGAGGGGUAUUCUUAACAGUACAGUUUUGUAUUGAUUUAGCCAAAUAUUUCUGGUGUUAAAAGCACUUCAAUACUAUUGGAUUUCAGGUUGCAAUCUAAUGUAUUUCUUAAAUAAUUUAAAAUGAAAUCAUUAGGAAAAGAAGAAAUGAAUUUAGUACACUGUGACCAGUUGAUGUAAAGUUUUUUUUAAUCUGUUUUUGUUUCUAGUGUGUUUCAAAAUGUAUGUUUUAUAUAUUGUGCAUUCUGAACAUUGCCUUGAUCUUGCAACAAUCUUCAUCUUGCUAAAUAUUGAUUGAAGGGGAUAACAGUGGCUUUCUCAGCAACUAUUUAUAUACCCUGUCCCCCACAUGCCUUAUAAGAAAGAUUAAGGUUAUUAAUCUUUCUGUAGUGUUGGGAUCGUUUCCUUUCUGUUCAUAUAUUUGGAGCAAGACCUGAGCAUAAGAGAGGACUUCCAGGUUUGGGUUCUUUUUUUUUUUUUCUUUCUGAAGUGGUAAUUUAUGCUUCUGGUAACUCCUCCUUCCCUUUAGAUAAAGCUUACAAAUAAGGUUCUUGUCUACAUUGCAAGUAGAGCCGUGCUCCUAUACAACUCAACUGUGUUUCAAAUACUUCAUACUUUAUUACUAUAAUUACUAUAAAAGCAGCGUGCAUAAUGUUGUGUUUUUCCCUUCUCCCCCUUCUUAACUAAGACUAUGCUAUCAUCCCCAUGAUGUAGUCUAUAAUGUGGUAUACUGUGCAUGAACUGUAAAAGGGAUAGAAUUUAACUUUACUACACAAUACUUCACUACUUAUUUCCAUUGCAGUUUCUUCUAUUUGAUCACUGAGUUGAUGAUCACCUCUGAGGGAAAUCAAAGUGUUUGUGUAAUUAAUUUUAAUGCUGACAAUCUUCAUGAAUUUUCAAACAUAUCAAGGAUGAGUAAUUCUCUGAGAAUUGGGUACCCCGGUACUUUUUGUAGGUGGAGCCAGGUACUGUUACUUCUAGAUAAGAUUUCCUGAAACAUCGUGUUAAAAGCCCCUUUUUCAGCUGCUUGUAGCUCAUAUCCUUUAACCUCUUGGUCCUAGAGCUUUGUGUAUCAGAUUUCUGUCUGUUUUUGAAAGUUUCAGAUAAAACUCAAUUGCUUCCUGAAAUAGCUGUUUCAUUGUGAAGCUCUCCUAGUCUAUUCUUUGGGUCAGACACUUUAAAUUUGAUAAGGCCAUCUCCCUGGAGUCGGAUAUGCCUCUUGCCAUUUCCAGAAAAAUGUGCUCAAGUUAUUAGUUUUUGAAAAAACUGGUUUGCACAUGCACAGUAGAAACUUACCUGCUUGGUAAAUUCCCUGAAGUUUAUGCCUCCAGUGAACAUGCAUCAUACCAUCACAGCUACAAACAAACUGGACCACAUAUGUUCUAUGUGUACAGAGCAGCAGAGCUUGCUUCAACUCUUUUUCUUGAAAUUUCUUCUCUUAGCUGGUAGAGGCUGCUUUGUCUGGAGCACAAGCUCUGAGAAAAGGGAGCUCUCUUGUGCUCUCAGUACUCCUUUUUGCUGCCUCCUGGGUAGUACAGAGAAGGGGGAAGAGUGCUCACUAAUGCACAGGGAGUAGUUGAAAGAUAUCUAAAGGGACUGUAUUGGAUGGGACCAGAGAGAAUGGGGUUAGGAUGUGGAGCAGAAUAAGACAGGGGCAAAGGCCUGGAUAUAACCUGGAGUUUAUAGGGGGCUGGAGGAGGAACUGAAGUUUGUGAGAUUUACUUUUUCUGUACUUGAUAAAUAGUAAUUCUCAAAUGUGAUCACUUCAACUGUGGAAAUCCUCAGGCUUAUUGUAGUGAUAUCAAGGUGAUAUUAACCUUGGACAUAUGGAAUGACAGCUUGGAUUUAAUGCUUGCUUAGAGCAAUUUGCAAUUUGGGCAGGAAUACUAUGGACACAAGCUGAGUGGUUUUGAUGACAAAGCCACAAGAAGCAACUGUAACAAAGAAAUGGAAACAAUAUUUAUAUUUACCGUGUACUGUAAGUUAUCUAUGCUUUAGAUCAGUAGUGCUCUACCUUUUUCCUCAGUGGACCACAUGGGCAGUGCCAGGUCUGUCUGAGACCCGGAUCCAGGAAGUGGUCCUGAUCUGGCACCCCUGGUGGACACAGUGUGUACCAUCCAGCUGCAUAGAGGGUUUGGGGCAGCCUGGCCCAGCAGGGGAGGGGAGCAUAGCUUGGACCCAAGGGGGAAUGGGGAUGUGGCCUAGCCCCAAUCUGGCCCCACAGGAGGGCAAGGGGGCAUGACCUGGCCCCAACCCACUCUGAUCCAGAUGUGUAGGGAGGUGUGGUCCAUGGGGGGAAGGGAGCACAGCCUGACUCCAACCAGUUGUGCAGAGCUUGAGGUUCAGGAAUUUGGCUGUGGGGAGAGUGGCCAUAUUAAUGGCCACUGCUCCCCCACCACCAAAUUUCUUGAUGGGGAGCCCCACAGGCAAGAUUAAAUGGUUCUGCUGGCCACAUUUGGCCCAUGGGCCAGAGGCUGAGCACCCCUGCUUUCAGUAGAAAAAUAUCCAAAACUGCAAAAGGUACUGAGACAACUUCCUGCCUAAUAAUGUACCACUUCAUUGCAGUAGUUCUGGCAGUGGCUCAUUGUGGUUAGGAGGUGGACGAUAACUUUGCAGUUGAGUAUUGUUUACCAAACUCCUUUUGAAAAGAUACUGGGCCAAGAUUUGUCCUAUGAAUGUGGAGGUGAAUUCUCUACUGAUUUUUCUGUGGGAUCUGUGCGUAUGGUUUUGAGCAAAACGUGACUUUGUAUGUAACUAAGUAUGACCUAUAUUGUUUGAAAUUAGGAUAAAUGAUACUAAACUACAUUUCUGCUCCUUUACUUCUGCUAUUCAAAAAAAGCUGCAGUUCCUAUCAAAUGUCUGGGACACGGAUGCUCAACCCCUAGCCUGUGGGCUAGAUCUGGCCCCCGGCACAAUGUCGUAUGGCCCACAAGGCCCAAUCAAUAUGUAUGGUGGGGGGGAAAGGGGGGAGGGUCAGCACAGGGCCCAAUCCUGGCAUGUGGAGGCAGUGCAGAGUCCCAGGGCCAGUUCCAGCAAGUGGGCCCAGGUGGUGCCCUGGAGCCUGAUCCCAGGUGAGCAGCAGUGGUGAAGGCCCACAUCCAACUCAUGGACCAGCCCUGAACCAUUUGGCCCAUGGGGCCAAAACCUUGAGCAUCACUGGUCUGUGAAGAUCCCUGUUCAAUCUUGUGUCAACUCUAUAGAGCCUAUAUUUACAGGCAACCUUCCAAAGAAGAAAAGGGCAGUCCUGCCCUGUUUUGAGAAGAAAAGUAAGAGUUUUUUUAACUACCCAGUCAGAUGCUUGCUGCUAUUACUUCCCACCAUACUCUUACCCAGUGAUAUAGGUGUUCUUAGUUCUCUGUGUAGAUCAACACACUCUUACAGUAACUUUGUUCCCAAAGGGAAAUGCUGUUCCUACAUGAACAAACAAACAAAGAAAAAGUAGGAGUGGUUUGAAUCAUAACUGUUUCAGCCUUUGCCACCAACUGAAUUUUUGAUCAUUGUUGUCAUAAAUAGGUGAGUUACAUGAACCAUGGAGUAAGGGACUCCCAGUCGAGAUUUCUGGAUUUUCUUCUUAACUUUGCCAGCAUCUUACAUUUUACAAAUCAUUGGUGCAAAAUGUAUGUGCCGUCUACCACAGGGGAGAGCUUAGGUUUAUGUAAUGAUUUUGAGAUUACUCUCUGAAUGGAAGAAGCUAGAUCAGAUGUUCUUCCUCUCUCCCUUCUUUCCUCUUCUCUGCCCUCCACCCCAAUGUGUUAGGGUUUUUUGGUCAAAUUGUCCAUUUUCAUAACUUUCCAAAUGAGCUCAAAACCAGUACUGUUCAUGUAAACUUUUUGUCUCUACAUAUAAUAUUUUAAUGACAAAAAAGGAGUUGGUGGACUGAAAAGUUCUGUUUGCAAGGAUGUCCCUUCAGCUUUUUCUAUGAAGCUGUAAAGCCAAAGUGAUUUUUUUACAAUUUUUUUUGCAUAGCGUAGCUCAGAAAUAACAGUUGAUUUCACUGUAGCUACAUCUGUGUAAAACGAGAGAUGAGAGAGAGGAUUACAGAUUUGUGUGUUACUCAUGUGGCUUUUAAUAAUAACAAAAAAGUGACAAAAUUCUGGGCCUGAUGGCUCUGUUAAAUUCAUUUGAUAUCAGUGGAGUUACAGAAGUGUGAAAUCAGUCCCUCGUACCUUUAGUUCAUGUACUCAUAUGUUGGUAUCUGUAAGUUCUUCAUUUCUUAAAGUCUGUUUGUUCAGACAUCAUGAAUCUGCAUAUUUAGCUCAAAUUGUCAAAGCUGUGAAAUUGUCAUGCCUCAGGGUGUCUUUUUUCUUUACAGAGUUUUUCUGCUUCCUCAUUGUGUUUACUGUUAAUUAUUGAAAUGGCAUUAUGCUUCUGUGGUCAUCAGAUCAUAGAGGAGAUGGAAGGGGCCUCAAAAGGUCUACUCUGUUUCCCAGCCCCAGAGAUGUACAUCACCCACACAGAUGUCUCCAUUUGAAAAUGUCAGCACUUAAGAAGAAUUCCUGCACCACGUUGUGUUGUCUCAGGGAACACCUGUGGUAGCCAUUAGCAAAUGGUGACUCUGAAGAAUGCAGCAUGUUUUUCUCAAAUCAGUUUUUAAGCAUAAGCUAGCCUGCCGUCUUCUUGAAUAUAAAAGAGAAAUAUUUUAGUUUCAAAAGGAAAGUUGUCUAUUUCGAAAAAGCAAUCAGAGAAUACACAGGAAAUUAUACUGAAGGUUGACUCUAGCAAGGGGCUAUUGUGCCUUCCCAACCCAUGUUGUUUGUGGUGUUUUGUAUUCAUUACAAACUUUACAUGGUGCAGAUACCUUUCCUAUUGUGUUACUAAUACCAUUUAGAAAUACUGUUUACAUGAGACUGGAAACAGGCCAACUAAAAUAUUAGAUCUUUGUGCUAUAGUUUGCACUUAUUUUAGUGGUGUUACAUGAACUUCAAUAUUAAGUGUGCAGCUAUAUUGAGAUGUAUGCUAGUUUUCAAAACUAGAUUAACUUUCAUUUAUUAAAUAGUUGACCAAUAAGCACAAUAUCUACUUUUAAUACAACAGUAUAGAGCAUUAAACUAAAUUACAGUUUUCUGUGACUUGAAUUAUUCUGGAUGCUAUUAGUAAUGUUAUCCCCUCUGAAUGUUUAUACAAAAGUGUGGGGUUUUAUAUUCCAUGUGGUGCCACUUAUUUAAGUUUUGAGCAUAUGUAACUUUCCCAUCUUCUCUGUAUAAUGGUGUCAAUGCACCAGAAUUCCUGUUCCAAGUAUACUCAUUUUCAUUGUAAAAUGCGAUCGUGUCUUCUAACCACUGAAAUGUUCUUAAUUUAGCCCUUACUGGUUAUUUUAUUAAGCAUGUUUUUUCCUGAAAUAAAAACAACACGCUGCCAUGUCCUUAGAUUGCA
Messenger RNA from Gavialis gangeticus (Gharial), 7535 nucleotides. RefSeq names its product G protein-coupled receptor kinase 4 (gene GRK4). Gene Ontology annotation, molecular function: ATP binding; G protein-coupled receptor kinase activity. The transcript has 16 exons. The record is from RefSeq and is a predicted model, not a curated record. Gene Ontology annotation, cellular component: cytoplasm. Bases 100 to 1818 code for a protein of 572 amino acids. NCBI's taxonomy places the organism in Eukaryota, Metazoa, Chordata, Crocodylia, Gavialidae. Gene Ontology annotation, biological process: protein phosphorylation; regulation of signal transduction; signal transduction.